AACUGGCGAGAUUGUGUCAUUUCCCGAGACGAGCGGGAGAUUCAAAACACAACCAGAGUCUGGUGCAUAUCCUGGGAUACAAUUGUGCAUUCUCUAGGGCAGUCAAAAUCUGCGAAAUUAACUUCGCUUCAAAAGGGUUUCCUGUCGCAAUGACUGACUGGAGGAAUACAGACGAACAACAGGCUCGUGAUGUGUAUGAGCGUGAGGUUCGUGUAAGGGACGCGGCGUACAGACUCCUGCAGCUCUGUACCCACAAAGAGCAGAAACUGGAGGCCACCAAGAACAUCCUUACCUCCAGUGCCAGAAUACACACACACCGCACCUACAGGCUCAUAAUUACAGUUAAUGUGUCGGGCUGGGCUGGGCUCGGACACAACGUGCACGGGGCCCCGAACCCCAGAGCGGCCAGGCUGCAGAGGAAGAGUCUCCUCUCAGGUCUGCGAAUUCCACUCAUGUGGAGAGACUCUGAUCAUUUCAACAACAAAGGAAGUUCGCGAUCCGUCGCUGUGUUCAGUUUGAUGAUUCUGGGUCGCCAUGUUCUGGACUCUGAGAUGCAGGUGGUGGACCGGAACAUGACGGACAUCUGCUUCAAUGGACAGAGUGUGUUUGAGGAGGUGGAGUCGGACUUCGACUUGAGGCUAGAGCUCUACAGCUGUUCCAUGGGGGAGGCUCCACCCCUCACUGCCACGCCCAGGAAACUGGCCAAUAAGUUUCGCUCAUCUCUGGGGAAGGCUGCAGGAAGGAAACUUCAACCACAGCCCGACUCUAUGCAGGAUGACUUCCUAGAGACACACCCCCUGCCAACGGGCGUGUCCUUUUCUUUGUUGGCGUUUACCUCAUUGGGCCUGGAGCAGGUUGGGCGAGACUUCCUGUCUCACUCACUCAACGUCACGCAGACUGCGGAGUCGUCGUCAUGGUUACCCCUAUACGGGAGUGUGUGCUGUCGCCUGCUCGCUCAGCCCGACUGUGUGAGACUACCAGCACACAGCGGGACCCUCUGCCAGCAGGUGUGUGUGGAGGGAGUGUUUCGGUCCUGCAGUCUGCACUGUGAGCUGCAGGGGGCGACACUGAGCUGCUGGUUCAGCCCUGAAGAGGUCCAAGCCAAGCUGGCCCCAUUCCUCACGCUGCCCAUCACUAUGGACACGUGUGUGAGAAUCCUGAGGGACCAGCAUGGCUCCGCCUCCAUGACCAUCAGCACUCCUGGCUCUGCCUCCAGCAGUCAUGUGUUCCGAGGCCCUGCCCCUGACCUGCAUGACUGGGCUGCUGUACUCUCCCAACACACACACGACCUGCGUUCCUGGAAGCAGUGCUGUGAUGAGCUCAUGCAGAUCGAGCUUUUGUCUCCCCGAAAACCACCGCUCUUCCAAGCAAAACAGCCAGAAACUGUUUACAGUGAACUAAGCAUCAACUCUCCUGGCAAGUUUGAGAGUGUGACCGACAUCAUCCACAACAAGAUCGAGGAGACUGGAGGCCGCUUUCUGAUUGGUCAGGAGGAGCAACUGGAGCCUCCUAAUUGGUCAGCUAUGUUUGAGGGCUCCCGCCCCCUGGUGGUGCAGAAGGUGGUGAUGUCUCCAGGGGAGGAGCCCCACCAAUCCUGCUUCAGUCCAGUCGCUCGGGGAAACAAGAAACGCAAAGCCCCGCCUCCCCCUCAGGACAAACUGCCGUAUGCACCGCCCACUCCGACAGUGUCAUCCCAGCCGUCCAAUCAGGAGAAGAGGAGGGUGUUAAAGCCACAGGAGAACCUCUCUACAGACACAUCGUCCAAUCUGGAGAAGAGGAAGGAGUUAAAGGCGGUUCCUCGGUCAGGACGGCGGUCUCUUGACAGCAAGUUCUCCUCAGUCAUACAACAGCUGCAGAAAAAAGCUUCCUCCAACCAAAGCGCUCUACAGACAACUGCCUCAACCAAUAGGAACCCUCCACUGAGCCUACAGCAGCCACCAGUCCCUGCCCCCCGGCACAAACUGAGGAAGUCGUUCAGGCAGAUCAUGAACCCUAAAGCCUUCUGAGCCUUUUGAACCUAACCCUGACCCUGCAUCUCAGCCCCUAAACCCCAACCCUGACCCUGCAUCUCAGCCCCCUAAACCCCAACCCAUUUGAA
Alosa alosa (allis shad) is the source of this 2098-nucleotide messenger RNA. RefSeq names its product rhotekin 2 (gene rtkn2). Gene Ontology annotation, biological process: hemopoiesis; positive regulation of cell population proliferation. The coding region runs from base 150 to 2006 and encodes 618 amino acids. The transcript is spliced from 13 exons. The record is from RefSeq and is a predicted model, not a curated record. NCBI's taxonomy places the organism in Eukaryota, Metazoa, Chordata, Actinopteri, Clupeiformes, Clupeidae.